GCUUUUUCAAGCAUGAAUGCGAAAGCCGGCAAGCAAAACGUGCGCAGCAGAGAGCCCAAACCUUCCUCGUCCGAGGACCGGGCAGUACUCUACCACCACAAGGCGCCCGCCUCGAAGCUCGGAAAGGGAGAGAACCGAACCACUGAGGGCACCGUGCGAAGGAUCGGCGUAAGGAUUAUCGCAGGAAUUUGCAUGAUCGCUGGAUUCAUCACCAUCCUCCUAACCUCGCAUGAGAUAGUAGCGUUGUUUGUCGUCCUGCUGCAAAUAGGCAUGUUCAGAGAAAUAGUCAAUAUCAAUCACCAUGCUGCCAAAGAAAAGGGCCAGUGGGGAAUCCGCGUCUUAAACUGGUACUUCAUGACCACAGCGCUCUACUUCGUCUACGGUAGAGGUGUAUGGACCUACUUGAGGGACUACGUUCCAGACCGGUUCUACCACAUCGUCUAUCACCACCACUUGCUGCACUCGUUUAUCCUCCACAUGAUUGGGUUCGUUGGGUUCAUCUUCAGCUUGCACGGGCAAACGUUGAGGUAUCAAAUAAGGCAGAUAACCUGGGUAUUUGUAACGAUCCUCAACAUUUUCGUUCAGUGCCACUUCAUCGUCGAAAACAUCUAUCGCGGCCUCAUCUGGUUCAUACUGCCCCAUUCUCUAAUCAUAUGCAAUGAUGUGUUUGCGUACAUCACCGGCCUGACGCUGGGCAGGAAGUUCAUUAAUCGACCGCUCAUAAAGCUGUCUCCCAAAAAAACGUGGGAGGGAUUCAUCGGAGGCCUGAUCGCAACGAUCAUAGCGGGCAUCAUAGGAUCCAGGUAUUUGGCGUCUUUCAGCUGGUUCAGGUGCAGCAAGCUUCAGUUGAAAGAAUCCGGUACUUGCCCCGUUUCUCAUCUGUUCACACCUGUCAAGCUCCAAAGCUAUCUCGGGUUCAGAUUGCCCUCUUUCUUGAGCGACGUCACGUGGAUGCCCAUGCAAAGCCACAGCAUCGCGUUCUCACUGUUCGCGUCUCUGGUCGCGCCAUUUGGCGGGUUCCUCGCGUCCGCCGUCAAACGUGCCUAUCAAAAAAAAGAUUUUGAUACGCUCAUUCCAGGACACGGAGGCAUCACCGACCGGUUCGACUGUCAGCUCCUGGUCGGGUUGUUCAUUCAUGUCUACUACGUCACCUUCAUUAAGAGCACUUUCACAGACAUAGAAGCCAUCCUACUCGCCAUAUCGGCCCUACCUCCCACCGAGCAACUGCAAGUCUACUCGGAACUCAGCAAGCACGUCUCCGAAUUGCACGUCUCUCACCCCGCGCCCUCGCUCUCAUCUUGAAAAAUUUGCGGCCGACGACGACGCUCUCUCUCACGCCUGCUUUUUUUUGCUUCGCCGUCGCGCCGUGCCGUACGCUGUCUGCACAAACCGAGCCUCCUCCCGCAGCAACGGCCCCCUCGGGGUGGACGCCUCGCCAUCUGGCCCGGCACCGCUCCAAAGGACGAAGACGAACGGGUCACUCGAGAGCACCGCACCCGACGGGCCACCGACACUCGGAGCAGACAGGCAGACACCCGACCAACAGCAGACAGAAAACGGGCGCGCCGAAAUCCACACCUGCAGACAGAGAAAGAACUAGGCAACGAGGUCUGCACCUGCAUUUUUGAAAGAAGACACCGAAAAUUUUUGCAUUUGUGCUCUGACGUCGACCCGUCGAAUGUCUCCCUCAGACGCCCACGAUCCACUCCCAAGGCAAGGAGAGCCCACCAAGACGCAAACACAAACCGUCUUCUUCAACAGCGAUAAGCAGAGAUACGUGUUCUGUCUAUUGGGCACCUAUCCCCUCUCCCUGAUCUAUCGACGUCUGCCAGACCGACCCGUAUUGAAGGUACGCGCUGGAUACACUGAAGUCAUCUAUUCGUGAAUACACACACAUACGUGUACACAUAUAUACGUGCUUUUUUUCUUUUGUGCUCCGUCCCUCGUUCCGAGGGGAGCCUCUUGAUCUCCGCUUUUUUUUUUUCGCUCGCCUCGAGACAAAACUGCACACACCCACUUCCGCGCAGGGCGAGUGCUCGCGGACGACCCGAGGUGGCCUCUCUGCCUUCAGAGAGCCCCCCCUCGAGCUCGGAGCGGGACGCGCGGCCCCGCAUCCGAUCCCUCAGGGAAAAGCGUAUGUCCGCAACUAAUGAAAACCCCGCUUCCAAAGCAUCUGUAUGGACUUGUACUGGGCCUCCUCAUGUGCUAUCUCAUAUCCGGAAACCAACUUGUGCACCACCUGUUCACGUCUGUCGUCGUAUAUUGGAUCACGGAAUCUGUACCGCCGAAACUGAUCGGACACUCGGUCCUGGCAUUCUCCCUCUUCUACUUGAUGCUGUGUCACACAUACAGAAUGUACGUGGACUACCUCGGCUGGUCCAUCGACUUUACGGGCACGCAAAUGCUUCUGACGAUUAAGUUCGUCAUGUACGCAUUCGACUACCAAGACAUGAAGACGCACGCUUUCAAACUAGAACCGUCCUCUCCAGCUAGAAAACAACUCCUGUCCUACAUGCAGCACAACCGCCUCCUCAGAAAACCAUCUCUCCUCGAAUAUUUCAGCUACAUGUUCUGGUAUUCAAACAUCCUAGCAGGUCCCACGCUUCCUCCUCGUGUCCACUUCGAAUUCGUCGAACUCUCCAUGUUCCCCAACAAAAAAGUCCCAGCAGGAUCCUACAAACGCGGAUUUCUCGUGGGACUCUACGGCAUCCUCAUGGGACUGCCACUGCUCUUGCAAAAAUACCUCCCACUCAGCAGACUCCUAGACGGCAGCCUGAACCACUUACCAGUCAUCUGUCGCUCGCUUUACCUCUGGAUAGCCGUCAUUCUCUACAGAUGCCCUUACUACUUCGCCUGGCUCCUACUAGAAGGCUCCAACAUCAUAAUCGGCAUAGGCUGGAGCGGCUAUUCUAACCCAGCAGACCCCUCUUCCCCCUCUCUGUGGGACAGGGCCUCCAGCGUACGACCACUCGCUCUCGAAACAUCCAAAAGCUUCAAAGACAUCACCGACAAUUGGAACCUCAGUGCCAACCGCUGGCUCAAAUACUACAUCUACCUCAGGUACAAAGAAUUCCUUGGCGUCUAUUCCACCUACUUCACCUACCUCGUCUCGUCCAUCUGGCACGGAUUGUACCCAGGAUAUUACCUCAGCUUCGGGCUCUGCGCGUUUGCCACCGAAUUUUAUCGAGAAAUCUACCGAAAAGUCAGAAUCCAUUUCCUUGACCCUCAAGGACGCGAGCCAAUGCUCUACCGCACCGUCCUAACGCUGCUUACUUCCUACGUGCUUUCCUACUGUCUAGUCGCAUUCAUACUCCUCAGCUGGGGCAGAAGCAUCCACGUCUAUUCCAGUCUCUAUUGGCACGGGCACGUCUUCCUCAUCCUCGGCCUGCUCUUAUUCAAACUCGUUCCAUACUGCAAAAAAAAAUAAAAAAUUGACUAUCAAACCGCAUCGGACU
This is a messenger RNA of Schistocerca gregaria, 3455 nucleotides long. Its product is annotated as probable phosphatidate cytidylyltransferase. The record is from RefSeq and is a predicted model, not a curated record. The transcript is spliced from 2 exons. The coding region runs from base 13 to 1302 and encodes 429 amino acids. Gene Ontology annotation, molecular function: acyltransferase activity; phosphatidate cytidylyltransferase activity. NCBI's taxonomy places the organism in Eukaryota, Metazoa, Arthropoda, Insecta, Orthoptera, Acrididae. Gene Ontology annotation, cellular component: endoplasmic reticulum membrane. Gene Ontology annotation, biological process: lipid modification.